UUAUUGUAAAGUAAUUAACACACAUACACAAGAAAGAAAAAUGUCAAAAUCCAUUGAUCUUCCAGAUUGUUACAAUUAUAAGCCACCAAUUACAAUCACCCCAUGUGCACCAACACCAAAUCACUGUCUCUAUCUCUCUAAUCUUGAUGACCUAAUGUACCAGAGGCUUUACUUCAAUCGGAUUUAUAUCUUCAAGAAAUCUGUAGAGGUAGAUACCUUAAAAUCUUCUCUAUCAAGAGUUUUGGUGGAUUACUACCCUUUAGCUGGGAGGUUGAGGACAAGCAGUGAGGAUGAGAACAAGUUGGUGGUGGAUUGCAAUGGAGAAGGUGUUUUGUUUGCUGAGGCUUCCAUGGAUAUCACUGCUGAAGAAUUACUCAUUCCUUGCAUGACACAACAUAAGUCAUUGAAGAAACUUAAGUGCAAGGGGAAUACUAAAAAAAUGUUAGAUAAUCCUCUUCUUCUAAUUCAGGUUAGAACAUGUGAAUCCCCUAACACACAGUCAUUUGAUUUUAAACAUGAAAUGCAUAUUGCAAACGUUGGAGUUUGACUUUGUGUGUAUGUUAUUUAAGCAUUCUUUAUACUUUAAUUUUUCAAACUAGAUUAUGGUGUGAUUAAUUAACACUAAUAAUUUAGUAUCUCAAUAGUAAUAUCAUAAUCAUAAUUUCUAUGUAUUCUUAGGAAAAUUGAAAAUUCUUAAGAAAAAUAAUUUUGGAGA
Molecule: messenger RNA, 715 nt
Organism: Cicer arietinum (chickpea)
Lineage: Eukaryota; Viridiplantae; Streptophyta; Magnoliopsida; Fabales; Fabaceae
Product: alcohol acyl transferase 1 allele GSd-like
Source: RefSeq, a predicted model, not a curated record